UUGGCGUUGAAUCAAUUUUCUGUUGAGGUAAGAAGAGGAUUCGGUGAAUGUGGGGGGGGGGGGGGAAUUUCGAGGAUUUUUUUCAUUAAAAACCUAAAAUUUGUAAAAUCUUUCUCUAUAAAAGUAUUCUGAAACCUUUAGAUUUGAUCUAAAAGUUUUCAAAAUUGGCUUAAAAAUCACAAAAAAAAUUUUUCGGAAAAUUUUAUUUGGGCUUAAAUGCUGUUCUCCACAAAAUGAUAAUCUUGAAAAUCCAAAAACUCAUCUAAAGACUAAUCGACUCGAUUACUAUGAAAAAGUUUUCUUAUCUACUCGAGUAGUUGAGAAAGUCAGAUAAUUUUGGGCAAAUUUUAGGAAUUUUUUUUUUCAAAAUUCUAAUAUUUUCAGCUUGCUGAUGGUGUCAAACUAAUUGUGGCAGGGUGGGUGGGAGGGCACAAUGUUGAUUUGAUGGAGGAUAAUGAGCAACUUCCAGUAAGUUUUUCUGGGGGAAAUGUGGAAAACAGACGAAAAUAGAACAUUUGAAUUUUUGAAUAUGGCUAGAAAUCUGUCUAAAUUGUGCAUUUUUCUUGAAGAUGUCAAAUUUUUCCGAAUCCCAACAUUUCAUUUUUUUUAUGAAAAUUAGAAAAAGUUUAUUUUUUUUAUAACGUGAAAUUUCAUUUUUUAGGUCACGCAUUUUUUUUUUCAAAAAUGAUUGCGACAAAGUUUCAAAUUUCAGCACAAAAUUGGCUGUAAAACUUUUUUAUCUGGAAUUCAUCCAUUUACAGAUGAUUUAGUAACUGUUUGAAAAAUAUUGGUCAAAAUUGAGGGGUGGGGAAACUGGCUCACGUUGGCCUCAUGUUGGCUUUGGUGGUAAGAACAUAAGCCAUGACAGGUCCACGUGUAAACCUGUCUACCUGUCCUGUCCUGAGCAGGUUCUUUUUUUAUGGGGCUAUUCAUGUAUUUUCUCAGCAUGUUGAGAAAACAGGAGAAAUGCGGAGGAAAUACAUUUUCUCCGCUUUUUUCGUAUUUUCUCAGCCUACCUGAAUAGGUUUUCUCCGCUUUUCUCCCGUUUUCUCAGCGUUGAAAAAUAACAUGAAUAGCCCCAUUAGUCGAGAAAAAACACGCCGAAAAAAGAGGAGUUCGCAUUUUUACUUUUUUUUAUGCAGAAAAAAAAAUUUUCUCUCUUAAUUUUUGUUCACGCGAGGACAGGUUGGGCAUAUGGCUUUAGGACAUGUUCAACUCAGGUAGCAGCUUGCCCAUGGACUGCCCCUUACUCUGCCCUUAGAGCAGUUUCUAAGGGCAGCAUUGGAGCACUCAAGGGGCUAUCUUUGGGCAUUUCAAUUAAACAAGGACAUCACGUUUAAAAUUCAAAUUAAUUCAAGCCACGUAAAAAAAGCAUUUUCACUAAUUUUUCAUGUUUCCAGCUUGGAAAAAUGGAUCCUAGGCCCAAAAUCGGGCAGUUUGGAGGGGCAGCUUUCAUCAAAAGUGAGCAGCCUUCAACUAAUUCAAAUUUAAAUACAGGAAAACAUUAUUAUAAGUGUUUUAGAAGUAAAAGUUUUAUUGAAAGAAAUAACAUAGGAGAGAUAGAUGCACUUCAGCUUGAUUUUUCGAGCAUUCGUGAAUUUUCUAGGUGAUUUGACCGAAAUUUUAUGGGCCUAUGCAGAAUAAUAUUUUGUAAUAAAAAAACAUAAAAAAACAUUUUUUUCCUAUGCAGAAAAACGUCGAAAAAACAAAAUAAAGACAACGUGAAAUUGAGAGAGCGCAGACAUAACAUGGGUUUUUUGUCUGCACUCUCUCAAUUUCACAUUGUCUCUACUCAAAAUAGUAAACUGUAUAUUUUGUUUUUUCGACGUGUUUCUGCAUAGGAAAAAUAUGUUUUUUUAUUACAAAAUAUUAUUCUGCAUAGGCCCAUUAUAAUUGGUUUGAAGGAGUUGAUCCAAAAUAGCUUUUUUGAGAAUCGGAUAAAUUUAUACAUGAUUUGGAACACAUCUAAUUCACAAAAAUCCAUUUAACAAUCACAGUGAUAAUCCCAGAAUCCGCUUCACUAUAUUUGAAUUAAUAACUUGCUCACAGUGUUUUGCAUAAAGUUACUGCUUCUCUAAUAAAUAUUUGAGCUUCAUCGAAAUAGUUUGAUUUAUUCGCUAUUUUCUUGGCUAACAGAAUAUCAAAAAUGAGAAGAAAUUCCGAUUUCGAAACAGGACACGUAUCAAAACUAGGUCACGUUAUGAAAAAUAGCUAUAAAUUUAUUUUUCCCAUUAAAAAAUUUGCCCUUAGGGCUUGCCCAAGGUGCAAUUAUGGGGCAACCGCUUUCCUAAGGGCAGUCCAUGGGCAAGCUGCUACCUGAGAAGCCAUGUUCGAGCCAGGACAAUUUUAGGCCAUAUUGAAGGACAGGACAACAUGAGGGCAUCACAUUUUCCCCACCCCUGAAAAUUACAUCAUUUUUCACAUUUCUCCCACCAUCAGUGAGUUCAAUUUUUCAGAACGCAACCGGAGCUGUUUAUCACAUUUCCCAGAUGAUAAACAACAAGAAAAUCAAAUCAACAAAAGAAUCGGUAAGUAAUCAAAAAUCGAAUCAAUAUAAAAUCGAACGAUAUAACAAAUUUCUUUUUUUCAGAUUUAAAUUCUCUUGGCUGCAUGAUGAUGAGAACGGAAGCGGAUAAGAACGAUAAAAUCAAACCGAGACCAAGAAGGCAAAAAAUGUUUGCGGUGAAGUAAGUGGAAGUUUUGGGCUGUUAUUGAUGGGAAAAAUGUUUUAAUUGAAUUUGCACAAACGAAAACUUGAAAAAUUGUGUUUCUAUUCAAAAAUCUUUUUCAAAAAAAUACAUAAUUACACAAAUAACUUGAGAUUGUCUAAAGUUGAGAAAUCUGAAAACCUUUGAAAAAUUUUUUAAAGCCAAAAUCAGACAUUCUCCUAAAUUUCUCUUUUUUUUCUUUCUCUUUACUGUUAUUGAUGGGAAAACUUUCUUUCUAGUAACUCGCGCAAUCAUUUUUUUGUCGAAAAAAACAGCCGAAUAUUGGAAAAAAAUUUUGGUCAAAUUAACAUCAAUUUUUCACAUUUCUCCCACCAUCAGUGAGUUCAAUUUUUCAGAACGCAACCGGAUCUGUUUAUCGGAUUUCGCAGAUGAUAAACAACAAGAAGAUCAAAUCGACAAAAGAAUCGGUAAGUAAUCAAAAAUCGAAUCAAAAUAAAAACGAUAACAAUUUUCUUUUUUCAGAUAAAACUCUUGUUAGCUGCGUAUGAUGAACUUGGAAUUGUUGAUUCGACUUUCAAGAAUAUAUCGGGGUCACGAAAAGAUUUUUUCGACGGAAUUGAAUAUGUGAGUUUAGAGUGAAAAUACUUUGAUAAGUAGAACUAUUGUAUAUCAGUUUUUGUAUAUCAAUUUUCAAACCAUUUUUUGGAUCAAUUUUUGAAAAGUGAUUCAAAAUCCGCGGAUAUAGUAUAUAUAUGUGCCGAGUAGAGUUGGACAUAGUUUGGAAAAACUCGUUUUUUGAGUUCGGUCACAUGUUUGGGUUUGAGGGUUUUCGCCCAAAUAAUGCUCAUUUCUGAUUUGAGAGAAGGUGGAUUUUUAGGUUUUCGGAUUAUUAAAAAAGUAGAUAUAGGAAAUCGAUUGGUGAUAUUAUUUCGGCCCAAAAGUUUCUUUUAAACGAACACUUCAAGAAAAAAAGCGAUUUUUUGUGAAAUUUGAAAUUCAAGGGUUUUUUUGAUACGGGGAACAUUUUGGUAUGCUCUACGGAACAGACACAUUUUUGAGACACAAAAAAACUAAAAUGAUCUUGACUUUUUUUUUCAAGUUUUGUCAAAAAUCUCUGAACCACUUUAACGUGCUGGUUGUCAGCUACAUUUUUUGUGUGGACACCAAAACUCAAUAGCUGCUCCUAAUGCGCGAAACAUACGUUUUUUUCUCGUAAAUGUAAAUUUUCAGCAAAUUUUCGCGCAUUAUGGGGCUAUUUAAAUAAGUUUUGCAACCGAAAAAGGAGGAGAAACUCUAUUCAGAUCUCAGGAAUAAAAGAAAGAGAAACUGAGUUUAGUUGAACCCGAAACCAAACAAAUGAGCGAACUCAAAAAACUGGUUUCGCUCAGUAGUGCCAAUUUUUAUUAAAAAUUAUUUUGUGAAUUGAAGUUUUCCUUGUAAGGAAAUUAUUUUGAAAUAUAUUCCAAAAAAAAUUGGGAAAAUGCUUCUAUCGAAAAGAAAACAAAAAAUAGAGGAAAAAAUGAGAAUGAUCCUGUUUUACAGAUUUGGUCAAGCGAUCUUUUAUCGAUUUCGAAAAAGAGAGCAAAUUUGCUCAUUCUAAAAUGAGUAUAUUCGAUCAAAGAAGUCUUACCGGAUUAUUUAAUAAUCAGUGUGCGAAUUGCGUUCAAAAAAGAUGAAGAAAAUGCUCGUGAAGUAAUCAACAAUUUUUUGGCAGAGGGAAAAACGAAAUUUGCAGAUCUUCGCGAUGUAAGUUCCUCUUAUCUUUGUACCACAACAUUUUAGGGUACUGAUAAAAUACAAGAGCUAGGGGAAGAGAUUUACAAUUAGAGGAAAACAUAAAAGUAUGUAUUUUUAUUUGAUUAUUCGCGUGAACUCUUGUCGACUCACUUCAUUUUUCAAAAAUAUUUUUAUUUCCAAACUGAAGUAAAGAUACGUGCAGUUUGUUAACAAUUUUAAAUUAUUUCAGUCGCUCAAAAAACAUCCGAACCCGUUCGAAUCAUGGAUACGCAGAAGACUAUCGAUGUAUAUGUCGGAAGCAGAAAUAUUUAAAUGUGCCAGGGAAAUGGGAAACAAGGAGGAUUUUGUUGAAUGGAUGAUGAAGUAUGUUUUUACAAUUCAAUAAUUAUUCUAAAUAACAAAGUUAACAAUAUUUUUCAAGGCCAAAACUCUUUUCCAAAACUAUCUUACUUCAAAUUUUAUUUUAUUUUUCCCGAAAUUUUCCAAUAAGAUUGUAUUUUUAACCAUAACCGUUCCUAAUUUACAGAAAUGUUCGAGCCGACAAAAGAUCAAGCUACACCGUCGAAAAUCUUCAACCAAGAUUUGAUAAUUAUGUCAAAAACCGGAAAAAGGUGAAGAAAAAUGUUUUAUUUUAA
Molecule: messenger RNA, 5041 nt
Organism: Caenorhabditis angaria
Lineage: Eukaryota; Metazoa; Nematoda; Chromadorea; Rhabditida; Rhabditidae
Source: the annotation of a GenBank genome assembly